GUGAGGGGCAACUGGAACUUGCUGUGACACGGUCCACUUGUGACCACAAGACGCGUGACAAGACGCGUUAACGCUACUUACUCCUGCUCAAUCAUCCAUCAUCACAAAUGCCUAAACGCAAGGCGCCUGAGGACUUUGACGCUCCCUCAGAGGCUUCUCCUCCCAAGCGUGCUACUAGAGCCAGCACUCGACAAAACAAUUCUGGACUGGCUGCGCCAUCAACUCGGUCCAGCAACUCUCCACAGAAAGUUACAAGGGAGGAUAGCAAAAGCUUCCAAGCUGAUGCACAGCUGGAUGUGCCAGUGAAAUCUGCACGCCCUUCACGAAUCCGCAAGAAGCAGCCAGCUGCCAGGGAAUCACCCCUCAAGAAGACCGACGCUUCAUCACCUUCAAAAAGAAUUGGAAAACAGAGCUCUAACCCGAUAACAAGUCUUCACAGACAGGAGGAAUCUGCCAAUUCUGAUGAUGCCGAUGAGCUGAAUCUGCCUCCCUCCAAACUGCCAGUCCACUGCACAACGCCACCACCCAGAUCACAAGUUGGACGCUUCCUCCUACAUUCUGUAGAAAUUACGACACCUAGAUCAUUCCCAAAGCCUAUUUUCACGGCCUCACCGGCGCCUGAUACGCGACAAUCCUCUGCUAAGACACCUAUCACAACCACGGGUAUUGCAUAUUGCACGGCAGAACUAGCUACCGCAUCACCUAGCCGUUCUUCCGCCCUCCAGAACGUUCCGCCUCCCCAGGCGUCCUCUAGUCGGACUAAUCAACUUCCGAGUACACCAACUAGGGAUAGGCUACAGCCGAAGUCUCCUAAGAAAGAUCCGCCUACAGCUUCUAGACCCCAUUCACCUACCCGUCUUCCCCGUAAUCUCCCCCCUCAUCUCGGCACAUGCCUCCGUCUACAGAAGCGUGUUAUGUUAUUGGAACUACAAAAUUGUAGCAUGGAAUCCGAUGAAGAUGCUAGUCUUGGCCCUACUAAUGCAGCAGCAUCUCAGCAACUAAAGGAUCUGCUUGCGGGAACUGUCACUCGUGGGGAGGGCAAUAGUUGUUUUGUCCUAGGACCACGCGGCAGUGGAAAGACUGCUCUUGUGGACCGAGCUAUCGCGUCUUUGAACCAGACUCCGAUUGUUAUUAGGCUUUCGGGUCAUGCCGAGCUAAACGAUCGCCUCGCACUUCGAGAGAUCGCGCGACAGCUGUCUCUCCAAACAGGCAAAACGUACCUAGCUGAACUUAAUGGUGACGAUGAUCAAGAUGAUGACAACAAUCCUUUCCUGGACGCCGGCCCAUGCAUCGCCAUCCCACCCCCAUCCCAUCUCCCUGCAUUGAUAUCGGUCUUAACCACGCUUUCGCGGCCGGUGGUAGUCAUUUUAGAUGCGUUUGACCUCUUCGCGUUACAUGCACGGCAGGCACUUCUUUACUGUUUACUGGAUACCGCGCAAAGCUGUAGAGUCGGUCAAGGAAACAAUGGCAUUGCAGUCAUUGGGGUAACUACAAGGAUAGAUACAAUCAACCUAUUGGAGAAAAGGGUCAAGAGCAGGUUCUCUGGGCGAAUGUUGCGUACCGCUGCCCCGACAGAGCUCUCAUUUUGGAUGAAGCUUAUAGAACGAGUAUUUCGGGCCGGAAUUGAAACUUCCGAGGAAGAGUGGGAGCCGUUAUGGACCCUGUCUAUCGACAACUUUAUCGCAGAUCGGAAAGUGCUCGAACAAAUCCAAGAGACUGUUGCUGUUACUCGCGAUAUUAGGGUACUUCAACGAAUCUUGGUUGGCGUUGUCGCUGCAUUAACCCCUUCGUCUCCGUUUCCGACCUGUGCGCAGCUCUUAUCCGCAGUAAAUGCACAGCGUAUACGUGAUCCGUUCCCUCACUUAAGCACAUUGCCGUAUCCCUCGAUCUGUCUUCUUAUAGCUGCCGUGCAUGCUCAUACUGCCGGCCAUGAUGCUAUCACUUUCGAGAUGCUCUAUGACGCCUUCCGUGAACAAUAUCGCGCUUCAGCAGCUGCCCCGAUCCAGGUUGCAGGAGGAAGUAUCGGCAUGUCGCGAUGUACUCGGGAAGUUCUGAUGAGGGGGUUCGAGCACCUGAUUGGCGAAAAAAUAUUCAUAUGCGUAGCCGCAUCGUCUACGAGCAUCGCUCCAGGAUUCACUCGAUAUCGAAGUGCUCUGAACUGGGAUGAUGUCAAAAGGGCAGUCGACAAGAUGGGUAAAACGAGCUUAAAAAAGUGGCUCACAAAAGCGAACUAGUUUGUGACGUGGCUGCAUAGUUUACCAUU
Messenger RNA from Suillus clintonianus, 2263 nucleotides. RefSeq names its product origin recognition complex subunit 4 C-terminus-domain-containing protein. Gene Ontology annotation, cellular component: nucleus; nuclear origin of replication recognition complex. The transcript has 5 exons. Lineage: Eukaryota; Fungi; Basidiomycota; Agaricomycetes; Boletales; Suillaceae. The coding region runs from base 108 to 2234 and encodes 708 amino acids. The record is from RefSeq and is a predicted model, not a curated record. Gene Ontology annotation, molecular function: DNA replication origin binding. Gene Ontology annotation, biological process: DNA replication initiation; DNA replication.